Caenorhabditis sp. 36 PRJEB53466 is the source of this 1070-nucleotide messenger RNA. NCBI's taxonomy places the organism in Eukaryota, Metazoa, Nematoda, Chromadorea, Rhabditida, Rhabditidae. The record is from the annotation of a GenBank genome assembly.
AUGGAGUCCAAAAUGUCGUUCAUCAUUACUCACACAAUCAAGAACGUCUCGGGGCUUACCACGGAUUUGGGACCGACCGAAACGCAUUUCGAUAUUCCAUGGUAAGCAAAACAAAGUUUUUGUGAAAAUAAAAAAUUGACUUUUUGCAGGCGAGUGAAGGCUAACAAGCGGGACAAUGAUAACCUUGAUCUCUACUUCAAUUGUUGCCUCAAUAAUUCUUCGAAUAUGUGGAGUGUGCUCGCCGAAUUCCAGUUCAAACUCAAAUCGAAAACUGGCGAAGAGUUUGUGACUGGCGCCGUGUUGUUUAAAUUCACAAGAUAUAACAGCUCGCGGGGACAGAUUGUUAUGAAAUUGCCGAAACUUGUGGAGGAAUUCGUCGUCGAUAAUCAGCUGACAUUCGAAUGCCACGUCACCAUCAAAGACAUCGUGGGGAUCAGUCAAAGGCGCAAAAUGGAUUGGGAGGCGCCGGAGGAGAGAAUGACCGAUUUGGUGAUGGUUGUGGGCGAGGAGAAGACCAAAUUCCACGUUCACAGAGUGGUUAGUUUUAACGGAAAGCUUAUAGACAACAAAACAAUGUUUUCAGACACUCGCCAACUUCUCGCCUGUCUUCAAGGCAAUGUUCACGAAUCCUCAAUUCCGAGAGUCCAGUGACAAAGAGGUGAUUCUUGAAGACGUCGAUCCAGACGCAUUCAAAGUCCUCAUCAACUACAUUCAUCGAUGCGACACUGACAUCACAGGUAUUACGCAUUAUGGCUCGUUCAAAAAUCAAAGUUUCAGACAAAAACGUCGAGCGAAUUCUGGUGCUGGCCGAUCGUUUCGACGUGAGUGUGAUGCUCAAAAAGUGCGAGAAAUACUUGAUGAAAAAGUCGAAGUUCGGAAUGGAGAAGUUAUUGAAAUUGGCGGAGACGUACCAGCUCGUGGAUCUUCACGGCUUUUGUCUGGACGCUCUCAAGACGACGAAGCAGAUCGCCAAUGUCUGCCAGAAUAUCGACGAAAUGGGCGAGCACACGUCGAAGGCGCUUCUCAAAAAGAUGAAAGAUAUUGUGGAGAAAACAGAGUUGUACACUUAA